Salvelinus sp. IW2-2015 is the source of this 4912-nucleotide messenger RNA. RefSeq names its product zinc and ring finger 2b (gene znrf2b). Gene Ontology annotation, biological process: protein K48-linked ubiquitination; proteasome-mediated ubiquitin-dependent protein catabolic process. Gene Ontology annotation, cellular component: membrane; intracellular membrane-bounded organelle; cytoplasm. Lineage: Eukaryota; Metazoa; Chordata; Actinopteri; Salmoniformes; Salmonidae. The record is from RefSeq and is a predicted model, not a curated record. Gene Ontology annotation, molecular function: ubiquitin protein ligase activity.
CCAAGUCAGUGCUCAGUGCUGUGCGCACGGAGCUCCGUCCCGGCUAUUAUCGUUUCUGCUCUGCUGUUUCUCUGUCAUGCCCUUCCCUCCAUCACUUCCUCCUACAUUAUAAUAGUUUCACUGAGACUGCCUGAGGUCGGCUAAGAAGGAAGCGUGGGGAGCGUGGCUCUUCACUUUCGUAGAGAGGGCGUAUGGCGGACAGUCAUUAUUCAGAAAACAACAGCCAAAGCAUAUUAAUCCAAAACAAGCAACCGGGACGAGGAAAGAUUCUAACUGCAAAAUGGCAACAACUACUUAUUCUGGAUUAUGGUCGUGACAUGUUAUGAACUCUUCGCAAAGUUUUAAUGUCAUGCGUAUUUACUUUGGUUUUAGCGCACCAUAAGGACAGCUUUCCAAACCGCUGUUUUGUAUCGCUGUCAGUUACUUUUAUGAAUUGAAAUUUGAAUCACUGUCCUGGACUGGGUGGUCGUGUACUUGUCCCUUUGCGUUUUAAAUGUGGCACACUCACUGACCGCCGCCGUGCUGCACGAGCCCUUUAAUAAUUCAGGGUAAAUCUGUCAACGUGUGUUGGCACCAGCGACCGACAUGGGGGCUAAGCAGAGCAGCCCAGCGGCUAACGGACGGACCAGGGCUUACUCGGGCUCGGAUCUACCUUCUAGCACUUCUACUACCAGCAAUGGGAACGGUAGGACUGCAGCCAUGGCAAUGAGCUAUCACUCGUACGGCCAGUCGGCUCACGGGGCCUCGGGAACCACAGCGACCGCCAGUCAACACAUUGGCCCCAGGACGAGGUCCGUGGGAGGCAGUUCUGGAGGGUCAGGGCCAAGACCCCAGUCAGGCAUCAACAUCCCCAACAGCAGUGGAGCCUACAGCUCACAGGAGUCUGGCAGCAGCACCCCGGAGGAGGCAGAGAGGGACAGGUCCAGCGGGGGGCAAGGGGGUCCCCGGUUGUUGAUUGGAUCAUUACCAGCACACCUUUCACCUCACCUUUUUGGAGGCUUCAUGUGCCCUGUCUGCUCCAAGUUUGUCUCCACGGAUGAGAUCGAUCUACACAUCGUCAURUGCUUGACCAAACCCAGAGUGACGUAUAACGAGGACGUCCUGAGUAAGGAUGCAGGGGAAUGUGCAAUCUGCCUAGAGGAGCUGGUACAGGGGGACACAAUUGCUCGCCUGCCUUGUCUCUGCAUAUACCACAAAGGCUGUAUUGAUGAGUGGUUUGAGGUGAACAGAUCGUGUCCAGAACAUCCCUCAGACUAAAGGGCCUCACUACUUUUCUCCACAGGUUUCUUACUCCCUCAAUAAGAAGAGUGAUCUGCUCCAAUAACAACAUUCCUCAAUGUGAAUCCCCUCCCCUUCCCCGUUGCCAAGGAGACUACUGGACAGACACACUGUGACUCUGUGGCCAGUACAGAACUGACACCUCACCCUGACCCUACCUCUCUAUCCCCAUCACCUCCAGUACCUCUCAACAGCCCUCAACACACCUCAACUCAAACCAGUCAAGAACCGUGUGCCAAAACUCAUUAAAAGCAAUCUUCAGGGAAACUACAUUUAAUGCUGAUCUAUCUAUUUAUCUCCACACACACACAAUCGGCUCCGAGACAAGACCAGACAGACACAGACACACAAACUCACAAACACAACCAACCUCUGCUUUGUCCUCAAAGACAGACAGACCGACCAACAGACAGACAGACAUGCUUAUCUGCCAACCUGAUGUUGAGGGGAAGACACAACACCUCUGUUGCACAACUAUCCAAUCAGGAAAAACUGUUGCUCUCAACACGCCCUCUCACUCUCUGCCGCAUCGAUGAAACGGCUCUAUAUGCCACCCACAGACGUUUUGCAUACCAUCCCAUUGGCCAUGCCCAAGUGAUUGAGCUGCUGUGGUUGGCUGAGCUCCAGGGCUGCUGCGACUUGGAAUUCCCUCCUCCUGUGUUAUUGGACAGCAGAUCCAGGUCUCCUCCCAUCUGUUUGGUCUGAGUGAUUGUACACCUGGACAUUUCGGGGAGCAAGCUGAGGGGAGAAGGGGCAAGGGGAAGUCAGUCCUCAUCCCCCUCUUUCCCCCUCCUCACCAACUGUGUCUACCAGUGCCUUCACCUUUGGAUCCUAAUGGCCUACCAGGGCAGAGUCAAGACAACAGAACAGUGUGAUUGGUGGGUGGGGGACAGAGGGCGGGAGGUCAGGUAUGAGUCUAUACUAUAUCUAUACUAUAUCYGCCCUUCCCCCUGUGUGUUGUUGACUGGAUGACGGCAGACGGAGAGAGACCCAGCAGAGAGCCAGACUCAGCUGAAUGUGAAACUCUGCUUAACUCUAACCUUUACUCCACUCGGACAUGACUGGAACUGGAACUGGCCCUGGCUGCUAGCCACACUGAAAUUAGAAGUGCCCUGCUAUAUGCUGUCCCGCUCUCUCUUUCUCACUCUCUCCUUUCCCCUGACUAGCUAUCUAACUCACAACCCCUCAAUGCCUCUGUGGUAGCAACAAGACGUGAACUGGACUGUGCUACCAGAAGUGCGUGGCUCAGCUAGUGGCAACUACAACUCCSAGSAGGCACUUCUCCGAAGUGAGAACGUUAAUCUUAGUUUUUGUAGCACCAAUAGCUGUCUGACUGGGACAUGAGGCCCUCUGUGCUUAGCCUGGAUCCCAACUGAAUUACUAUGUUUCACAAUUGUUUUACUGUGCAUCUUCAGUUUGGCAAUUGUGAAGAGGAUCAAUUCAGUUGGGAUCCAGGCUACAAUGUGCUGACCCCAGAACAGAUAUCCCCCUUCCCCAGGGCCCCGGUGACAUUAUGUGGUGUAUAUACUCUAGCCUUCUACAGGGUUCACACACCCAUCCUCUUCUCUCACUCACUCACUCACAUUGACUUUUAAUCUUUAUUUAUCAUCAUGAGACUUAGCAGUUAUUAUUAUGCAAAUUAUUUUAUUUUAAGUAUGCAGAUUUGACAUAAUGGUGUAAUUGCAUAUCUGUGUAUGUAUAUGUGUGAGUUAUAGUGAAACUAAGUUGGGCCUUAAUGCAAAGAGAAUGACAUGAAUAACUAUGUAUUCUAUUCAUGUUUGUCCAUUUCAGUGCAGUUUCAAAUAGCUGCCUGAGAUAGCACACUUUUUACCCAAUCAUAAUCAUCUACCAAUCAGCCUAUCACAGUAGAGGUGAGAGGGCGGGGCAGGAAGUAGGCGAUUGGUGGAGCUCCAUGCCAAAGCCAAUCAGAAUAAGGGGAAGACUGAUAUAUUCAAAAAAGUUAUCAUUGGAAUGUUGGAUCCUCUUUCUCAGUGUGUUUGAGUGUUUUACACAUUUCUUAUCUAAUACAUUUCAUCUUCCAGCAACCCUGGGUUGUAAUAUUUAAACAAGGCCUUGAUGUUGUUCUCUUUAAUGUUUUGAGAGCUUUCCCAGGAUGCGCUGCUAACUAGUAUACUAGUAUACUAGACCUCCAUCUUCACCAUUGGGUUGYGAAUAAGGGCAGAGUAAGAAACUGAUAGACAAGUUCAAUGAAUAAGACAAAAGGCUUUAUUGGCUAUGCUUUUCACAAUCAUUGUGGAGGUUUUUCAAUCUCCACAGUUUAGAGAUUUUAGAUUAUAGURUCUUAUUAUGACAGAUCUAGGAAUAAGAUCAAUAGUAUUUAUAUUGGUUGCCCAAUUCAAACUAGUAAUGACCAGUCAGACAAAUUAACAAAGAGCAUUUAUAGGGGAUCUGGGUGUUAUGGUAUGGAUAUACUAAAGAUAGUGUUACCAUGGCUACUGGGUCAGUGACACCAUAUUAACUGUGGUUUCUCCAAAAGUGCCAUCGUCAUGCCUCUAAGACGUGCUGCUAACAAUUUAUUUUUCAAGAAGUACAGCGAGGCAUAAAGCACUUUGGAAUUGGACAAUAAAAAGCCCCCACCCAAAUGGACUGUUUCCCCUUUUGUCAUCAUGUACUAUAGCUAAUAAAGUUCCAUCUAAAUCCAGAUGGGAGUUUCUCCUCAUUGCACAUCAGUGAAGGAGAAACUAGAAUGUUUGGUCUGAAACUAGAAUGUCUGGUCUCACCGCAUGGUUUGUCCCAUGGCUACUGUACUGUAAGCAAUGUGAUUUUUAAAUGUUGUCGAAUGGCUCACGAUUGUGAAGCAUACUACUGUAUGUGUACAAUAUGCCCUUAUUGUCAUGGGUAUGUGUGUAGCACGAGGAUCCUCCCUAGCUAGCCUAGCAGAACAGCCUUAUAUGAGCUACUGUAGCUAGAAUCAGUUUUAAAGCACAUUUCCCCCGCUAUUUCAGUUUUGUUAGUCUUUUAUUUUGGAUGUUUCGGUUUCUUUGGGGGGCGAGUGGGGAGGCAGCCUAGCACCUAAACUGAUUUCGCUAUGUUUCACUGUAGAGAAUUCAGUUUGGAUGUCAGGCCAGUGGUAAAGGAGGGGGGUUAUAUGGUCAUUUUGUGUAAAUGUUUUGGUUUUGCUGCUUAUGCUACAGUUGCCAAUUUGAGCCCAUAUCAAUCCAAUCGGAUCGAUGUCUAUCCAAAUCUACCGUGUUGAAAAGCUCCAUAUGGAUGGACCUGUGAGGAUGCAGUGUUUAAAACAGUCAACAUAUAUGAAUGCGAGAUGUGUUAGGGAACACACAUAUGUCAUCAGGUAGCUAUACUUGAUGUUCCGUUCAUGAUUAUAUAAUAUACCAUGACAGCGAACAUACUGUAGAAUGAUUAUUAGUUGGGGAUGACCUUGCUUGAAUGAAGGUGGAGGUGUAGUAGGGCAUUCAAGUAAUAGUUGAGAGGUGAAGGAAACUAUUUUUAUUUGGGUUAUACCUCCCAAGGUACUUCAGAGAACAGGCCGACAGUACAUACCUAGAAAUUGUUAUUUUAGAAACUAUUUAGACAUACAGUAUGUUAUAACAUUCCAUUUAUGUAAAAAUGUGUACAGAAUAUCAAAUUAAAAGAGCAAAACUUUUGGAGUACA